Messenger RNA from Medicago truncatula (barrel medic), 1766 nucleotides. RefSeq names its product calcium/calmodulin-regulated receptor-like kinase 2. Lineage: Eukaryota; Viridiplantae; Streptophyta; Magnoliopsida; Fabales; Fabaceae. The transcript is spliced from 8 exons. Bases 345 to 1622 code for a protein of 425 amino acids. Gene Ontology annotation, biological process: protein phosphorylation. Gene Ontology annotation, molecular function: ATP binding; protein kinase activity. The record is from RefSeq and is a predicted model, not a curated record.
AUAAAUAAUCACUUUUUUAUUUAAGCCUCCAAGUCCAACUCAGACCCUUUCAACUUUUUUUGUUAAGUUUUUUUACUCUUUCAAGUUUCAAUUUCAACAACAAAACAUUCUUCUCAUAAAUCAACAAACAAAAACAACAUUCAUUCUUAUUUUCUAAAUCAACCUAAAAAAGACAACCCAGAAGGUUGAAUACUCAUAAAAGUGUUGAAUUUUGAAUCAGGAUUUGUAAAAAUAUGAUUUUUACAACAUGGGUUUGUUCUUCUGCUGAUUUGUGUGCUUCUGUUUUGUAGUACUAGUCUUCUGCAAGAUGAUUUCACUGUUUAACUAUCAAGAGAAAUUGAAGAAUGGUUCGUCAAACUAAUUUAGUUAUCAUUGGUGUCACCGUUGGUCUGACCCUUGGAAUUCUGAUUUCUUGCCUCCUAUUUUUCGGCAUAAGGUGGUGCAGGAAACGUUCUCAUCUUUCACGAUCUGCGAGUGAGCCUAGUUUGACAACUCUCCCGAUACGAACAAAUGGACCUGGAACAAGUAUCGAUUUUAGUGCAUCUAUCACUAGUUCCAUUGGCACAUCAAGGUCAGAUAAUCCACAGAAAAAUUCCCAUUUCACUUGGUGGAAUAAUCAAAACAAAGACCGGUUUGCUUCAGCGUCAGGCAUUCUAAAGUAUUCGUACAAAGAACUUCAAAAGGCCACACAAAAUUUCACGACUACCUUGGGACAAGGAUCAUUUGGCACGGUUUAUAAAGCCACAAUAUCUACAGGAGAGGUGGUAGCUGUGAAGGUGCUAGCAAACAAUUCUAAACAAGGGGAGAGAGAAUUCCAAACAGAGGUGUCUCUGCUAGGAAGACUGCAUCACCGGAAUCUUGUAAAUUUGCUUGGAUAUUGUGUAGAUAAAGGACAGCGCAUACUGGUUUAUCAGUUCAUGAGCAAUGGAAGUUUAGCAAGUAUUCUAUAUGAUGAAGAAAAGAAGUUAAGUUGGGAUGACAGGCUACAGAUUGCCGUUGAUAUUUCACAUGGAAUAGAGUAUCUUCAUGAAGGAGCAGUCCCUCCCGUCAUACAUCGUGAUUUGAAGUCUCCCAAUAUAUUGCUAGAUGGCUCUAUGAGAGCUAAGGUUGCUGAUUUUGGUCUCUCAAAGGAAGAGAGAUUUGAUGGCCGAAAUUCUGGUCUUAAAGGUACAUAUGGUUACAUGGACCCGGCAUAUAUUUCCUCAAGCAAGUUAACAACCAAGAGUGACAUAUACAGUUUUGGUGUCAUACUUUUUGAGCUCAUCACUGCCAUCCACCCUCAUCAAAAUUUGAUGGAAUAUGUUAAUCUUGCUGCUAUGGAACAUGAUGGAAUAGAUGAGAUACUUGACAAGCAACUUGUUGGAAAAUGCAAUGUUUUAGAAGUAAGGCAACUUGCUAAAAUUGCACACAAAUGCUUACACAAAUCACCUAAGAGAAGACCUUCAAUAGGUGAAGUUUCACAAGGUAUAUCAAGGAUAAAGCAAAGGAGAUUGCAAAAUGUGAUGGAAGAUAACUUGUCAUUUGCAAAUAGCAAUAACUUUUCAAGAGCCGCGGGUCGAUUAGAAGAUCGACAAGUUGAAUUAAGUAGGAUAGUUACCAUGACCAUCAAAGAAACUGUAUGAACACACUUGCUCAAUGUGGGGUGAAGUUAAAAUUCAUAUAUUUGUAGUAGUCCACAAGGUACCAUGGAAAGUUUCCAUCUAAUCUAAUGUAAAUGGUACGGCGAAAAUCAAAAUUGAUAUCUUAAUAUUUUGCAAAAAGAAAAA